ACGUGGGCCUGGACUGCUGGGCGGGAAACCCUAGCGAGCGUCGUGGCAGGUGGGCGGUGAUGAAGAAAGGGAGGAAGCCCCCGCUUGAGGGUAGACGCCACGGCCUUCGCUCCCGCGUGUUGGGGCCCUGCCUUCCUGCGCUUGGAAACUCCGACUUGCGAGCCGUGGUCAGAGAGGAGCCUGGAGGGGCCACCUAAGCUCUGCACAAGGAAUUCCUCCAGCUCUGUAGACGAAAUAUAAGGAAAAAGAAUAUAGACAAGCAUGGAAAGUGAAGACACAAAGAAAACACAAGAAAUGAAGACUGACCUGAACUUAUUAUUGGAGUGUCUAAAGUAUCAAAUGGACAAUGCUGUUUCACAAAAGGAAGCUUUGGUCACUAUUCAUUCAAUUUGUCAACAAAACAGUAAUGCAAGUGUUUAUUUUCGGGAAAUUGGUGGUUUGAUGUUUGUAAAAAAUCUUGCAAAGUCAAGUGAACAUAGCAUGGUAAAAGAAGCAGCCUUAUAUACAUUAGGAGCUAUUGCAGAAAAAAAUGUUUACUGUCAGCAGACUUUGUGUACUUCAGAGUUAUUUGAAGACUUAACUUGGUUCUUAUCUAAUGAUUCAAACAUAAAUUUGAAAAGAAUGUCUGUUUAUGUUAUUUUGGUUCUGGUUUCAAAUAAUAGGACCGGACAAACACUUGUGAGAGAAACAGGUUGUAUUACAGUUCUGUCACGGUUAUUCAGGACAGUUAUUUCAAAAUAUGAGUUGGAUUUGUCAGAUAAAAAUGUUUUCCAGAGUUAUCAGUUGUGGUCUUCAGUGUGUAGUACUCUGUGUGUCUGUGUCAACAAUCCUCAAAAUGAUGAGAAUCAAAUGUUUUGCUGUUCACUUUUUCCACAUGCUAAUGAAUGGCUAAAAAAUUGCAUGAAACCUGAGAUAAUUCGCCCUAUUUGCUCAUUUAUUGGACUCACUCUUGCAAAUAACACAUAUGUUCAGAAAUACUUCGUAUCUGUGGGUGGACUGGAUGUAUUGUCUCAAGUUCUCGUGCAACUGGAAUCUGAUUCACAUGAGACUCUUUCCAGUGCUAAACUUGCAGUGGUUGUGACAAAGACUGUGGAUGCAUGCAUUGCUGAUAAUCCUACUUUUGGGAUAGUACUCUCCAAGUACCACAUUGUUUCAAAACUUCUGGCAUUACUGCUUCAUGAAAGUCUGGAUUCAGGAGAAAAAUUUAGCAUCAUGCUUACUCUUGGUCAUUGCACAGAGGAUUGUGAGGAAAAUCAGUAUGACCUUUUUAAAAACAAUGGGCUUCCACUCAUGAUUCAAGCCUUAACUGAAUCUCAGAAUGAGGAACUGAACAAAGCUGCCACAUUUGUGCUUCACAACUGCAAAAAAAUUACUGAGAAAUUAUCUCUAAGUCUAGGAGAAUAUCCUUUUGAUGAAAAUGAAACACAGCAAUUAAAAGACAUAAAUGUGAAAGAGAAGAAUCUUGAAGAGCACUGGAGGAAAGCAAAGGAAAUUCUACACAGAAUAGAGCAGCUUGAAAGAGAAGGAAAUGAGGAAGAAAUACAAAGAGAAAACUGUCAGGGUAAUAUUUCAUCUAUGAACAUGAGUAUUCAGAAUACAUGGAAACAUCUCCAUGCAGAUCAUAUUGGUCGAGCUACCAAAGCAGAAGAUGAGGAUAAAAGCCAUUCUAGACAGUUUCAGAGUUAUAAGUCCCAUGGAGUCAUGUCUAAAGCAUGUACAAAUGAUGACCAAAUGAAGACACCAUUGAAGAGUGCAAAUCCAGUCCAUGCUUGUUAUAGGGAGAGUGAGCAAAAUAAGUCUUUAUAUAAAGCCAAGUCAAGCUGCAAUCAAAACUUACGUGAAGAAACUACUUUUGAAAAGAAUUUUAUUUCUCAAUCAAGUGACCAUGUUUUUAAACACCCAGUUCACAUUGCCAAAAAUAUAAAGCAGCAGUUACCAGUAACAGAUCCAUUUACAUUAUGUUCAGAUAUAAUAAAUAAAGAAGUAGUCAGUUUUCUAGCAACUCCCAGUUGUUCCAAAAUGUUGACGUAUAGGUGCUCAGGUUGCAUAGCAGUAGAAAAAUCCCUGAAUAGCCGAAACUUUAGCAAGCUCUUGCACUCUUGCCCAUACCAAUGUGAUCGUCACAAAGUCAUUGUGGAAGCUGAAGACAGAUAUAAAAGUGAACUAAGGAAAUUACUUAUCUGUAACAAAAAAAUUCUGCUGACCCCACGUAGAAGACAACGACUCAGUAAUGAAUCUACUACCCCUGGAAGAAUAAAAAAAAGAAGAGUUCGCAAAAACUUUACUGAAGAAGAAGUAAAUUACCUUUUCAAUGGAGUUAAGAAAAUGGGAAAUCACUGGAAUUCAAUUUUGUGGUCUUUCCCCUUUCAGCAAGGACGGAAGGCUGUGGACCUUGCUCACAAAUACCGCAAGCUGACCAACAGCCCCAUGUGUGCAGCUUCUUCUUUGGAAGAAGACUGUCAGUUUAGUUUGGAUUUUUAAAAUACAGUGCCUUGAAAGAUACAACAUUUAAAGUAUUUUUCUAAACUCUCAUGAGAAGGAAUGUGGAAAUGAGGACACAGUUUUUAUUAAACAGUUUUUGUGAUGCUGAAACUCAUCAAGUUAUUACAAUGAUUUAUAAAGCAAAUAUAUCUCCAGUGCACAGAUUAGUAAGAUAAAAUUCCUUUGUAAGAUCAAACAUUUGUUUAGGAAUAUGCUUUUAUUUUUCCUUAAGCUUAAAUGACAUAAAGAAUUAUCAGCCUUUAAACGUUAUUUGACAUUAUAUUGCAAUAAAUACUAUGUGAGA
This is a messenger RNA of Mandrillus leucophaeus (drill), 2785 nucleotides long. RefSeq names its product coiled-coil domain containing 79 (gene TERB1). The coding region runs from base 262 to 2481 and encodes 739 amino acids. The transcript has 19 exons. The record is from RefSeq and is a predicted model, not a curated record. Lineage: Eukaryota; Metazoa; Chordata; Mammalia; Primates; Cercopithecidae. Gene Ontology annotation, biological process: meiotic attachment of telomere to nuclear envelope; homologous chromosome pairing at meiosis.